Oryza brachyantha (malo sina) is the source of this 2679-nucleotide messenger RNA. RefSeq names its product coilin. Lineage: Eukaryota; Viridiplantae; Streptophyta; Magnoliopsida; Poales; Poaceae. The record is from RefSeq and is a predicted model, not a curated record. The transcript is spliced from 13 exons. Gene Ontology annotation, biological process: spliceosomal snRNP assembly. Gene Ontology annotation, cellular component: Cajal body. Gene Ontology annotation, molecular function: U1 snRNA binding; U2 snRNA binding. Bases 132 to 2186 code for a protein of 684 amino acids.
AGGCCCAAACCCUCUCGUGAAGUCUCGAAACAACGGGAGUGAAAAAAAAAAAGAAGAAAAAGCAUAAACCCUUCUCUCAGGCUCUCACCAGUCUCGCACCAUCACCGGAUUCGCCGCCGCCGCCGCCGCCAAUGGCCGCUCCGCCGGCGCAGGCGGUGAGGCUCCGGCUGGUGUUCGACAACCGGCGCCUCCUCCGGCGGUCGCAGAGGGAGAGCGGCCUCCGCCGCUGCUGGCUCCUCCUCCCCACGGAGCUGGCCACCAUGGCUGACCUCGCCGCACACAUCGCGACCCGGUUCCGCCUCCGCCGCUCCUGUUCCCGUUGCGUAAUCCUCUCGAUGGAUGGAUUUACCUUACCACCGUUUGAGUCCACUUGUAUCUUCAGAAACAAUGAUAUCGUAAGGGUAAAACAGAAGAUUUCCAAGAAGAUAGCACAACAUAAUGAUGGGCACUGUAUUGAAGAUCCUGAGGUAGUAGAAAAGCAGCCACUUCGAAUCGAUGAUGAAAUGCUCACAAUUGAAUAUGAGAAGGAUGAUGAUAGCAAUCAACAAGAUGUUCAAUAUAAUCAUCAGAAUGGAGACAACACAACCUCUCACUUCAAUACACAAAAUGGCAAUAAAAUUUUGAAGAGGAAAUGUCAAGAUGGAGAAAGAGAAACACCUGGGACCUCAAGAAAGAAGAAACUCAAGGUGACAAACACUGGAAAGCACACAGGUUGCAGUAAUGAGGAUAAAGCUCACCAAGAUCAGGAUCGUUGUGGUUCCAAAAAGUUGAAGUCGCCAUCUACCGAUGAUGCCAACAAGGUGAUGCAAGCUGAAGCCACUGUUACCUUGGAGAAAGAGCAGAAACCAGAGAGGGACAACCAAAGCAAGUUGAAUAAUGAAACAAAGGAGGCUGAAUGUAACACUCAGGGUGAUACUAAAAAGGUAUCCAGAAGUGCUCGGCGUAAGAAAUUCAAAAGACAACUUAGACAGAAAGCUAAAGAACAAUUGAAAGAGAAAGUGCAGUGUCAAGAGCAACAAAUUGUGGCUGAUUGUCCGUCAUCAAACAAACGAGAUGUCUCGCUGUCCCCAUCAAGAAAUCAAAACAACUCGAGUUUGCCAUUUGUAAGACAAGAAGCAGAUGAGGAAGAAUCUGAUACAUCGGAUGAUAUUGUUCCAGUUGUGGUUAGGCCUGGUCACAUUCGCUUUGAGUCACCAGGUACGGGACCAGAUAAGUCGCCGGUCAAGGAAGUGCAGACAACUUUUCAGUGGAGCGGAACUACAAGCAAAAAGAAGGGUCAGAAGUGGGGAAUGAACAACUCAAACAAGAAAAACUCUGAUGCCAACUAUCAUGGCAGGAUAACUGGAACUGAAACUGAAGUUAAUUUCCAUGCGGCUGUCAAUAAGACUAAUGAUAAUGAUUUUGGUGUGACCAAUAAUCAAAAGGUUGGUGAGAGCAGUCAUGCUGGAUCAGCAAGUGAAAAAACUGUUGCUGAGAAAGGGAAGUCUAGCAGUGAACCUUUAGAUUUUGAGAGCCUGUACCCCUUAACACGACUUCCAAAGGAGGGAGAUCUGAUUGUUUAUCGGUUGGUUGAACUGUCUUCCACAUGGUGUCCAGAGCUUUCUUCAUACCGUGUUGGUAAAGUUCUUAUAUAUGAUCACAUAUCUUUGAGGAUCAUUCUCCUACCUGUUACUGAGUAUCCGUUCACUGCUGGAGAAAAAAUUGGUGAAGACAAGUCAGAGAUGCUGGAGGACAUGUCGCCUUACAAUGAAGAUGGUUCAUUGGAGAUAGAGUACGCUUCCCUUCUUGAUGUAAGACUACUCAAGGACACCGAUUCAGUACAGUCAGCUGUUACUACUCCCCUGAAAGAAACAAGCACUAAAGGUGGAUCCCUUGUCCAAAAGCCAGCUAAUAAUGUAGAUAAUUCUAAAGGUAAAAUUCACAGCCAAAACUUGCCAAAUUACAGCAAAGAUCCAGAAGCAAUACAAGAGAAAACACGAAAGACGAUCUGGGAGGAAAAUGGCGAGGCCUCAAAUGACGAGCCUGCUGUUCAGGAAAAUGGCUGGGGAGCUUGGACACCAAAUGCCAGUACAUCCGCUUGGUCAUAUAGAGCACUAAGGAGCAGUGCCAUUGGUCCAACAGUUGCAUUUUUGAGAGGGAACAAUACUAAGAGGGGUAGACCUUACAAUCGAAAGUAUGGUAAGUGAGGUAGGUGUACGACUGAGAAAGUGUAAGCAGUUGUGUUGUAGCUGGCCUGUUCUUUUGUAGCCAACCAUGUGGUGUAAUGUUGGGCUAAACUAGGAUGACCAUUUUUACUGCUGUUCAUGGCGAUGUGGGACCUGAACCUAGGCACCUUAGCCCUUAGGCCGUAGAAAUGAUUUCUUAAGCUGUUGGGCUCUUGACAUUUGUGUGAAAAUAGAGUUCAACAAGUCUGUUAAAGAUAAGUGCCAUUAGGCACUUGGUUGGGCAAAUGACACUAGAAGAACUAGAGGCGCCAAUGGGCUUGUUAGCGGCAAAUACAUUGCAUCAUACUUUGCUUACAAGCUACGGCCGAAGGGAACUUAUACUAACCAUCUUGCUUGUAGAUUGCUGCCUUUAACUGCAGACAAAAUAAUCUUUUGGUCAUCUACUUUCGGCCAGCGUGUUAGCUCAGAUGAUAUGAAGAGCGCAAAAUGUAGCUAUUAUAUGCCCUUUUAAUCA